AUGUCCACCAUGGUAAGCCCAUGUGAGGAGAAGCUGGUGAGGUUAACACAGGAAGAGAUCAUCGCCAGCACCAAGGUCUCCAUUCAAGAACUGGAAGAACUGAAGAACGACCACAGCUCCAUGCUGGGAAGCCUGACAGCGACACUUAAGUACCUGAACCGAAGUGAGGAGGCUGGCCUGGUGCAGGAAAAGUGCUCGCUGCUCCACAAAGCGGUGGAGACAAUUCAGCUGGGCCUGGGAGAGGCACAGGUGAUGCUUGCCCUGGCUGGCCACUUGAACACCGUGGAGUCCGAGAAACAGAAGCUCCGUGCGCAGGUGAGGCGGUUGCACCAGGAGAAUGAGUGGCUGCGUGACGAACUGAGCAUCACACAACAGAAGUUGUGGACGAGCCAGCAGAGUGUGGUCCAGCUGGAGGAGGAGAAGAAACACCUGGAGUUCAUGGAUCAACUCAGAAAGGAUGACCAGGAUGCUUUGAUGAAGGAGGAGAAAAAUGGAGAAACACUCCCCAGUAGUGAUGAGGUGUAUGAAACAUCACACAAGCACAGCAAGGUAGUGUUGCCCACUGCCCAGCAGACGGCGCUCUACAAACUUGCGAUCCAGAAAGCUGAACAAGGCCAUUACGAAACUGCCGGACUGCUGAGCAAACUGGUUAUGGAGGAUGUGGAGAAGACCUUGGGCCAUGACCACCCUGUCAUAGCUACCAUGCUCAAUAUCCUUGCUCUGGGACACAGGAGACAGAAUAAUUACAAAGAGGCUACCCGCCUUCUCCGCGAAGCUCUGGCAAUCAGAGAGAAGUGUCUGCAAAAGGAACAGCCCUUGGUAGCCUUCAUGCUUAAUAACUUGUCAGUGCUCUAUGGGAAGACUGGAAAUUACGCAGAGGCUGAAGUGGUGUGCAAGAGAGCUUUGGAGCUGAAGGAGAAGGUGCUUGGCAGAAAUCACCCUGAUGUUGCUAAGCAGCUGAAUAAUCUGGCCUUGGUAUAUCAGAACCAGGGUAAAAGAGAGGAGGUGGAGAUUUGCUUCUACAAAGCCCUCGACAUCUAUCAGACACAACUUGCUUCUGAUGAUCCCACCAUUCCUAAGACAAAGAACCAUCUGGCACACUUCUAUCUGAAACAAGGCAAGUACAAAGAAGCAGAGAUCAUGUUCAAAGAUAUCCUCACACAAGCCCACGAGAAAGAGUUUGGAACAGCUUAUGAUGAAAACAAACCCAUCUGGAUGCACGCAGAGGAGAUGGAGCUCAACAAAGACAGUGUGGAGAAGGAUUCCCCUGGUGAAUACAAAGUCUGGUCCUUAGGCAACACAGUAAACAGCCCCAUAAUUAACAAUGCCCUAUGUGGUCUUGGAGCUCUAUAUCGCCAGCAAGGCAGAACUGUAGCAGCAGACAUGCUUGAGGAGUGUGCCACGCGAACUCACAAACAGGGAGCUGCAGUAGUUCCAAUGAGGGAUGUAGCCCAGAAACGAAGUGUGAAGUGUGACCCCGGAGAUGAGGGAAGUUUGGAGUGGAGUGUGGGUGGUCCUCUACGAACACGUGGCUCACUGGGGAGAAUGCGAGAGGUGCUGCGUAGAAGCAGCGAGAUAUUGGUGAAGAAACUGCAGGAAACAAUACUACAGGACGCGCACAAUCCCAACAUGAAGAGGGCUCUCUCACUGAAUUACCUCAACAGAAGUGGAAAUGAUGAUGAAUCCAUGCAGAGCAUGGGGACAGGCAGGAGGCUGAGAGACACUCGAUCUCUGAGCUCCAGCACAUCGGAGCUGGGAACUAGCACUAACCUGUAAAAAUCACACACACACACACACACACUCAUUCAUAGUCACACUCUCACAAUUUUUUCCAAGUACUCUUUUAAAUUACUACUGUUUUGUUUGGACUUUACAGUCCUGGAAAGUUUA
Molecule: messenger RNA, 1890 nt
Organism: Electrophorus electricus (electric eel)
Lineage: Eukaryota; Metazoa; Chordata; Actinopteri; Gymnotiformes; Gymnotidae
Product: kinesin light chain 2
Biological process (GO): microtubule-based movement
Cellular component (GO): kinesin complex; cytoplasm
Molecular function (GO): kinesin binding
Source: RefSeq, a predicted model, not a curated record